AUGUUCAUAUUACUCUCAACUUACAUUCUAAGAAUAAUUUUGCUACAUCUUGACACUAUUGAUGUUUUAUGUUUUCUCUUAGUAAGCAGAAGCAUCUUCUCACUUCAAAAACUCAUCGCACCGUCACUGAAGCACCACUUUGGAGCUAUACCAUCAUCAUCACAACAACCGACACCGAAGAAAGAAAGCCUAUAUACAUACCUGUCUACAUAUUCUAAAGAGCUCUCAAAACAAAACCCUUGGAGUUUUCAUGAGCUUCCUCAARCCGGUGAAGAUUUACCACAAUUAUCACUGCCCUAUUUCAACAAACCUCUUCAAGUUGGACAAAUACCUAUGUCAGUGACACAACUGUCACUUGGUCAAUUCGAUCAACCUCUUCUGGUUGGGCAUAUACCUCAGUCAGUGACUCAGUUAUCAAUGAGAUGUUUCGAUCGACCACUUCAAGUUGGACACAUACCACAAUCAGUGACUCAGUUAUCAAUGAGAUGUUUCGAUCGACCACUUCAAGUUGGACACAUACCACAAUCAGUGGUACAACUGUCACUUGAUCAUUUCAAACAGCCACUUCAAGUUGGACACAUACCACAAUCAGUGGUACAACUGUCACUUGAUCRUUUCGACCAGCCACUUCAAGUUGGACACAUACCACAAUCAGUGACACAAUUGUCGAUUGAUGGUGUAUUCGACCAGCCACUCCAACCUGGACACAUACCACAAUCAGUGACACAUUUGUCAAUGCACUUAUUCCACCAUCCACUCCAACCUGGACACAUACCACAAUCAGUGACACAUUUGUCAAUGAAUAAUUUCAACCAGCCACUCAAAGUUGGACACAUACCACAAUCAGUAACACAAUUAUCAAUGGACAGAUUCAACCAACCACUCCAAGUUGGACACAUACCACAAUCAGUGACACAACUGUCACUUUGUGAAUUCGAUCAACCACUUCAAGUCGGACAUUUUCCACCGUCAGUGAUACAUCUGGAAUUGAUACUUUUCAAUCAUCCUCUCCAAGUUGGACACAUGCCACAAUAUGUUUCAAGUUUAACUUUUGGCAGAGAGUUCAAUCAACUUCUCAAAACAGAGUACAUUCCAUCAGUUAGAUCACUGUCUAUUCAAUGCCCGCAAUUUUCUCCCGAGAAUAUCAGUUUGCUUGGACACAGCUAUCUCAAUGAGCUUAGUAUUGUCCACGUAGCUACAAAAAGCAAUUGUAAAUCUGUUGAGCCAUCCUCACUUUUACACCAGGAGACAAUUUCACAUUUUUCAAAGAUGAAUACUCUUUCGCACUUAAUCGUCAAGAUCAAGCCGAGAAAGACGACGCUCAAAGGAAUAGAUGGUGGGAUGCCAUUCUCUAUUUUGUAUUCAUUGCUCAAGUUUAUUCCAACAAUCACUCUACAAUUCUGCUUUCGGUCUAGUGAUGCCUUUGACUUUGAAAUCAUUUGGAGACUGAUUGACGACAAAACAGCACUACUAGUCCCUAUAUCGGAUGCGGAUGAUAAUGGAAUUGUACUAUUUUGGAAGUUUGCAACAAAACCAAUACGCAAUCCUUGGUCUCAGGCCGCCACAUUUAAGACUUCAACUGUGUCACAAGCCGAGCCCAACCCCUUGCGUACUCUUACUCUCCCGAACGAUGAUGUGGCUCAACUCAGAGAGUUCCUGAAGGGGAAAACGAUAAUUCAGAUGUCCAGGCUUACAAAGGACAAGCUAAGCCAAUAUCUAACAAUAUUUGGUAUACCAACAACCUCAGAUACACAAUUGACUAAUCUAAAGUUGGCAAAAGUACUAUCCAAGGUAUUAAGUGAUCAUAAAAAU
This is a messenger RNA of Acytostelium subglobosum LB1, 1812 nucleotides long. RefSeq lists its product as hypothetical. The transcript has 2 exons. Lineage: Eukaryota; Evosea; Eumycetozoa; Acytosteliales; Acytosteliaceae. The annotation marks the transcript as partial. The record is from RefSeq and is a predicted model, not a curated record.